Molecule: messenger RNA, 2259 nt
Organism: [Torrubiella] hemipterigena
Lineage: Eukaryota; Fungi; Ascomycota; Sordariomycetes; Hypocreales; Clavicipitaceae
Source: the annotation of a GenBank genome assembly
UGUAUUUUAAGCAAUCAUCGACUUUGAAGAUUCCUGAAAUCGACUAUUGCUUGCUUCAUUGUUUACUAAAAUUGCUAAACGACCCUUUAUAUUAUCGAUAACAUAGCAAUAUAGCUCUAUGGGCCCUCCACGUAGCCGCGCAGGCUCCGCGGCAGGAGCGUUGAGUCAAUCGGUCUUUUCGCCAACAAAACGAGCCUCCCAGGGAAACUCCCCGAAGAAGGCACGGGCGCGCGCCGAAGCCGCAACAGACCCGACGAAGGAAAAGGUUCUUUCCUAUAUAUCUACUCUUAAAACGAAACUGCUCCGGCUGGUAGGAGACACCAAUAAGCCCGAAGCGGUAGACGCUAUCGACACCUUCGCCAGGACAUCACUAGGUUCCCUCGACUAUCACCCCCUACACGGGGCCACGGCGGACCCGACCUUUACCCGGGAUGUCAUCCGGGAGGUCGUUAAGGAAACCCUCCUCCAGUCCAAAUCCCAACCGACCUGGGCCCAAGUCGCCUCCACCACCAAGCCAUCUACUACCGACAAGACUAAUACUAAAGCCCUAAACAAAGCCGAACCUUAUGAAGUCACCGUCCGCGUUGCGAACUGCCUGGAGGCGACCCGGCGCCGGUCCAGCCACGAUACUAUCCAGCGCGCCAACUCAGUGCUUCGAAAUAACACGGUAAUAGCUGCCCGAACACUCCCUUCUGGCGACGUACGCCUCACUUUCGCGGCCGCAGCUGUUAGUUCCCAGAUCGACGAGGCUUGGCUGCUACAUGUAUUCGGCACGGGAGCGACUCGGCUCCGAACUGAACACGCUGUCAUCGUAAGAGGCGUACCGCCCGCGGUCAUCAAUCCCGAUUUCGAUAUCCACGGCGUAGCUGCGCAGAACGUUAUUUCCUUCCAAAGGGUGAUCCCUGCCCGGGCCCGACCCGGAGCCACCAAGCGCAGUUUCAUCAUGUAUGUAACAGACAUAGAGACCGCCAAUAAGCUCUGCGACCGAGGCUUUGGUAUCGACGGCCAGCUCUUCGACUACGAGCCCUACACGGCUGCGGCCCGGCCCCUCCAGUGCUACAACUACUUUCAGUUCGGCCACCAAUCUCGCCAGUGCGCCAAACCUGCGAUCUGCGGCUCCUGCUCUGGGGACCACCACGGCUUCGUCGAGGGUACAAAGCGGUCCCUUCCCUGCCCCUCCACGGCACCGAAGUGCCCGAAUUGCAAUAAGGACCACCCGGCUUGGGCACGAUCCUGUCGUGUCGCCGAUCGGGAAUGGGAGCGAGCGCGUGCCGCCUACAGCACGCGCCCGCGCCGGUUCCAGGACGCACCCGUAGCCAACCUACCGCCACCACCACCACCAACCGUUAUCUAUAUGCACCCGGACGACACGCCGGGCCCAGACCGCAAGCGACAACGUGGUCGACCACGCAAAUCCCUUCCCCCCCCCCCAGACCAACAAGAUCAACUUUUGCCCGGACACCCCCAACCCGCCGUUCGGGUCCUCCCAGGCCCCGGGGGGCACCCAGAAGAAUCCUAUGGCGCCUCCCCCAGAGCCAGCAGUCACCCCAGGCCCGACGACCGACAUAACCAUGCCCGACUAACUAGAUGCUUAGUAUUCUUAGCUGGAAUACACAGAACAGCCCAGCCAAUAUCGACAUCGCACUCUAUUGCCCUGAGGCCUUCGACAUCGUCGCUCUCCAGGAGCCGACCCGGACCAGUCACAUCCCCGCGUCGGCCCUUUUGAACUACAACGUCGUUUUCACUGACAAUGGUACAGCCACAUACAUACACAAACGCCACCCUAUACACUCCUGGAGCUCGUUAUCCACAGCAUUCUCAACCACUAUCCACUUCGGCUCCGUCUCGAUCACGAACCUGUACCGAUCCGGAGCCAUCUCUGUCCUCGACGUAAUUACCCUCUUCAACAAUCUCCCCACUAACACCCCACACGUUAUCGUCGGCGACUUCAACACCCACCACCCGAGCUAGGAUUUCUUCGGCCGCGAAACCCAGGACUCCUCGGACCUUAUCGCGGCCGCGGGACAGGCACGACUCGCCCGACAGCGCCGCGCGACUAGCACGAUGGCUACUAGACACGGGCCGAAUCAGCUACCUCACAGCAGCGUACCAGGCCCACGAUGCCCGACCUGGACCCACCGCGGCCAACCCAAAUAUAGGGUUUUCUUUGUUUUUCCCCUAUAAUAUACAUAGUUAGAGCUAGAUAAGCUAGAUAGCUUCUAUUAGCCUAAUAAUAAUAAUAAUGAUAAUGAUGAUGUA